Liolophura sinensis is the source of this 1554-nucleotide messenger RNA. Its product is annotated as vacuolar ATPase assembly integral membrane protein vma21-like. The transcript has 3 exons. Gene Ontology annotation, biological process: vacuolar proton-transporting V-type ATPase complex assembly. Gene Ontology annotation, cellular component: endoplasmic reticulum membrane. The record is from RefSeq and is a predicted model, not a curated record. The coding region runs from base 5 to 289 and encodes 94 amino acids. Lineage: Eukaryota; Metazoa; Mollusca; Polyplacophora; Chitonida; Chitonidae.
CAACAUGGCGGACUUCAACGCACAAAGAUUGGCCAUGAUGGAGUCUAGGAAAAACUCAGGUGUGGCAACUACUAUGGUCAUCUUCAGUUUUGCCAUGUUGAUUCUGCCUGUAUCUUCUUAUUUCCUGAGCAAAGUAUGGGUAUUUGAAGCCUCCCUUGGAUACGACAGCAGUGACAGUUACUUCUAUGCAGCUAUUGUGGCAGUCGUAAUGGUUCAUGUGAUAUUGGCAGUGUUUGUGUUUGUAGCCUUCACCGAAGAUUACAGGUCAACACCAGCCAAACUGGAAUGAUGGACUUGUUAUAAACACAUGCAAGAACUAGCCGUUCUGAGUCAUCUUUCCUUGGCCCACAUGUGUGUGAGAGGGUUGUCUGGUGCAGCAUGAUGUGGGUGUGUCGCAGACAUUCAUAAACCCCUCUCUGAGAAACUUGUCUGGGUAAAUAGGAUGUGAUGAACAAGAUCUGAUGUAGCGAAAUGAUUCUAAUACGACAGUCCAUUCCAAGACUCCAGGGAUUUCAAGGAGUGGCUUGUGAAAUCAAUAGCUGUGUAUAUCCAAGUCAAAGUUUUGUUUUCAAAGUAAUCAGUUGCAUUGUACACAUACAGUAUGUUUAGAUAGGCUGCAGAACUGUAGACAGCAAUGUAACUAAGCCUACUGUAAAAUGUUACUUGACUCUUGAUUGGUGCAAGACUUUAGGAGAAGUCGUCAGGGUUUUUGAGAAAAGGUCGGUUUAGUAUAUAUGAAACAUGUAAUAUGAUCGUGUAAAAAGUGUUUGUAAUUUACCUUUGUGUAAGCCAGUUAUUUUUUAUUUUGUGUAAAAAGUUUUGAAUUUUUACCAUAUUAAGAAAGACUUUUGGGCUAUAUUCUGGGUUCACUUUUACAUGUAGGUCUGUUACACCAGAAAUCUGAAAUGUACAUUGCUCAUGGUAGCCAUCAUAUUUUAAUAGAUUAAGUAUAGUAAUUAUUGCGUAAUUAUGUUAUAAAACAAAUAGAACAGAUUCAUAUAUGUGUGAUAAUAAUAUAAACAGUAGAACAUAAUUCUGGUGCCACGUAAAAGGGAAUUUCACAGCUUGGUAACAUCAGAAUGAUCUUUAUAUACAGUCUGUGAUUGAGUUUAGCUCAGCACACGAACUCAACUACUGUCUACUGACAAUAGUUUCUAUUGCAUAGUGGCCUCUUUGGGUACUUGUAUAUAUGUGGCUACCUUUCCAGCUUGGAAAGUCUACCAGACAGUGUGACUUUGAAUUUUAGAGAAUUCAUUAAUGUGAAUUAUUUUAUGUUUUUCUCAAGCUUCAUUGUCUGCAAACAUUAACAUACCCAGUCUGUGUGUUUCUGAGAAAGUGGACAUUUAUUCCAGGAAACAUGAUGUUUCAUGGCAAUUCUUACAUGUACACACAGCUUCAGCAUCCAGUGUCAUUAUGUAAUAUAUAAUGUAUAACCACUGUCGCUUCUGUAGUGCAUUAAAGAGCAGUUUGGUAUCAUGCUGACUUGCCACAGAGGUGCUUUAGAUCAUGUUUAUUGUGCCAUUUGAUUUUUGGAUCAUUUGUACUUCACAUGCA